AAAUCCCCAAAAUGUAAACAAUCAACAUGUAAGACGAAAUCAGAGUUAAUCCUCGAAAAUCAUUCAUAACCUCGAAACUAAAAAAAGAAAAAGAAGCAAAUCAGUAAAAUGGAUUUAGAUCCAGAUUACAAUCCCCGUUUCAAAGCCAAAAUCAACACAAAAUGGGUAGCCACAGUAGCUAGCAUAUGGAUCCAGUGUACCAGCGGUUCACUCUACACCUUCGCUAUUUACUCUACUGUUCUCAAAUCAACCCAAGGUUACGACCAAUCAUCCCUCGACCUUGUUUCGGUCUUUAAGGAUGUCGGGGCCAAUGUCGGAAUCCUUUCCGGUCUCCUCUACACAUCAGUCACCUCCACGCGCCGCCGUUGCGGUGGGCCAUGGGUGGUGUUACUUGCCGGAGCUAUUCAGUGUUUUGCUGGGUAUUUUCUUAUGUGGUUGACAGUUGUUGGGGUUUUGCCUAAACCGCCUUUAUUGGUUAUGUGUCUUUACAUGCUUUUAGCUGCUCAUGCUAUGACUUUCUUCAAUACGGCUAAUGUUGUAACUGCUGUCCAUAAUUUCCCUAAUUAUAGAGGCACCACUGUUGGCAUCAUGAAGGGCUUCCUCGGGUUGAGUGGAGCAAUACUAAUUCAAGUAUAUCAGACAAUCUUUAGAAACAAGCCCACUGCAUAUCUUCUGUUGUUGGCAUUGUUGCCUCCUAUUACCACUCUGUUACUUAUGUCGUUUGUAACAAUCUCGCAAACAACUGAAGAUGAUCAGAAGAAGCAUCUGAAUGGUUUAUCAUUGAUUGCUUUGGUAAUGGCUACUUAUCUCAUGGCUGUUAUCAUCGUGGGAAACAUCUUCUCUUUACAAAUGUCUGUUCGCAUCACUAUUUUUACUGUACUCAUUUUCUUGCUGCUUUCCCCGAUCUCUGUUGCAAUCAGGGCCCAGAAGGAAAAGUCUUAUAGAAUAAUUAAAUACUUACUCGAGCAAAACUCACCGGAGGAUGAGCAAAAUAGAUCUCAGGCACAUUUUGUGGACAUGGGGCCAAGUCAUGGUAACUAUGACGAGUUGCCUGCUGGUGCUGAUCAAGAGAGAGAUAUGAAUGAGAGGAAGACUCCAGAAUGGGGGGAAAACAUGAACCUUUUUCAGGCAAUGUGCACCACUGGAUUUUGGUUUUUGUUUGUCACCACUGCAUGUGGAAUGGGCUCUGGGCUGGCCACCGUUAAUAACAUUAGCCAGAUAGGAGGAUCACUUGGAUACACAAUCUUAGAGACAAACACUCUAGUUUCUCUAUGGAGCAUCUGGAAUUUUCUUGGUCGCUUUGGGGCUGGUUAUAUCUCAGAUUAUUUCCUAUGCUCACUAGGUUGGUCUAGACCACUAUUUAUUGUUGUUACUCUGGCUAGUAUGACUGUUGGUCAUGCCGUGAUAGCAUCUGGUCUGCCUGGUGCUUUGUAUGCCGGCUCUGUUAUAGUUGGUAUUUGUUACGGAUCACAAUGGUCACUAAUGCCCACAAUUGCUUCUGAGAUAUUUGGUGCAGUGCAUCUGGGAACAAUAUUUAACACCAUAACUGUAGCAGGCCCUGUAGGAUCUUAUGUACUGUCUGUCUGGGUAGUUGGAUACAUCUACGAUAAAGAAGCAUCGGAUGAUGGGAACAUGUGUACUGGAACUCACUGCUUCAUGUUAUCCUUCUUUAUCAUGGCAGCUUCCACUUUGUUUGGGGCUCUUGUGGCCUUGGCUUUGUUCCUUCGGACAAGAAACUUCUACAAUAAUGUUGUUUACAGAAGGGUUGCAAAUACCAUUACCCGUUAGUUCUCGUUGAUGCAUACAGUUGAGGAAGAUAGCAGUUGAACGCCCUUAGCAACAGCUCCCUGUAACAUAGUGUACGCAGUUCUACACAAUUAGGUUGGUAGGAGGUUAACUGAUUACCAACUUUGUAACGUAUGAAAUAUCUAUGGACCUGUAUCAGUAUGAAUUUGAAGUUUGGAUAACCAAGGGCACUAUAUUUUUCAGAAUCAGACGCGGAAGGAGGAGCAUUUUUCUCAGGUAUCCUCCAUGUUGCUUCUCUGAUUAAGGUACACAUUUGGGGGUUAUUCAGGUUUGAAUCUUAGAACAAUUGAGAUCAGAUAGAUAAUAGUGUGGAAUUCAGUUUACAGUAUUAAACUGCAAGGUGAAAAAUGUACUCUAGGGCACCCUUAUAAAUUGUAAGAUAUUAGAUAGGAAAUUGGAUGCAAUUGCUAUCUGAAUGUCUUAUGUAUGGUAUGAGUUGGAGAUGCAUUUCAAACUUUUAAAAAAACUAACAGCAGUCCACAUUUUGCAGGGCAUA
Molecule: messenger RNA, 2302 nt
Organism: Lycium barbarum (goji berry)
Lineage: Eukaryota; Viridiplantae; Streptophyta; Magnoliopsida; Solanales; Solanaceae
Product: protein NUCLEAR FUSION DEFECTIVE 4-like
Exons: 2
Coding region: 109-1788 (559 amino acids)
Cellular component (GO): membrane
Source: RefSeq, a predicted model, not a curated record